AACGAUUUAGUAUUUAAGAGAUGGGAAAAUAAAAGUGUUUACAUCUUUCAGUUCAGUGUUUAGUGAAAAAUGUUCAGUAUCCCCCGAGAGGUCCGGAUCCUUCUUAUUCACAAUGAUCUCUAAAGGUUAAAGGCCAUUAUCCGUUAUCUAGACACUGGAGGUAGUACAAGAGAAGAACAUCCGCGACACAAGUUUCCACGGCGACGGAGGACGGGUAGAUCAUGGACCCACCCGUCCUUGGGCAAACAGGGCGAGAGUCUGGGGUGUUGUGAGUUCGUGAAGUGCGGUCUGCAGCAAAACAACAUGCAAAGCUUUUAACUUCGCAGUUACAAGUGUGAUCAGUGCAUCGUCCUAAAGAUUAAAGAAAUGUUGUGGUUGAAUAAUAACAUGAACGUCUGGAUUGUCGCGCAGAUCACCAUCCGGGGGCUGGUUGCUAGGAGAAGUGUUUGUGAAGCGAUGGGACACAGGGCUUUUUUCAUUUUUUGAGGACUUGAGCAACUUUGUAUAGGUGGUGGAUAAAUGCAUUUUUAUUUAUUUAUUUAUUUUUUUAUUGAUUUUUUUUUUGCAGGUUACAAGCAAUGUCUUUAACUGUCCAGAAUGUACAACAAUACAAGAGCCAGAGCAGAUUCUUUGAAUUUUGAGGGAAGGAGAACUGAGGAGACAGAAUCCACGAAAAUGAUUAAGAAUAAUCAAAAAUAAGAAGAAAAAAGAUAAACUCUUCAUUCGACAGCCAGAAAUAUUGUGACUCUUUUUCGGAAGAUACUGUAAAUAAGAUGAAACAAGAAAUACGAAUAUCGGUCAAAUCGUCAGCUGUGUCUGCGGAAAAAACAUAAGAAAUAAGCAAGCAGCUGGAGAGUUUGACUGACUGCUCCUGCAUGGAGAUACGUCUGCAAAAAGAUGGAGAAGCGAUCGAAAAAUAAACAAGAACUGUAUGUUUUGAGCAGAAGACCGGUGUCAGAGACAUUUUUCAAGUUAUAGACUAGCAAUUGAUGAAAGGAGAGACACUCAUGCAGGAACAAGCGGUCCAAUGCCUCAUUUUGCAGGCUUUUGCUGCGGCCUGUUGGGCAGGACAGCCUAUUCAUCUGGAAACUUCUCAGCCCCUGACGAGGUCCUGCAGGUCCACACUUCGUCAUAGGAACAGGUGCGAGGAUCCCAUCUUGAACUCGAAGAAGUGGAUGCGACUGGACGAAAUGUGCUGCGCGCCGCUCAACGGAAGUUUGCGGUUCAGCUGCCAGGAAGGGCGGUUCGAACCCGACGGGAAGCCUUACAUCAUCCAAGCGUGCGUUGAGGAGCAGGUGGCGCCGCCUGGGAAGACGCUGAGGUUGUCGGUGCGUGACGACGGUUCGGUGCACUACGAGCUUCUCGUCUGCCACGAAGGUUUCUACGAAGAUGCGACCAGGAAGUCGUACGAAAUCACAGCCCCUGUGUGCCGACGGAAAAAGAAAACAUGUGACACAAGGUGGGGGGAAGUACUGCUGAGAGACGGGGGCGCCACGUCCGACAACCUAUGCGGAUGUGGUGCCUCGUACAGGGUCAAAGGUCAUCCCAAUGUUUCCGCUUGCUGGGGUGGUUUCGGCUCAAAUAGUGGCUGUUAUUGCGAGCGUUGCGUCGGUGGUCUCGAGAGUGAUGGGGAAAAGAACAGCACGUGCGUGUCCGCAAGAUGGACAGCAGGGGGUGAAGACAGCGCCGUGGGUGUGAACUGGACAACGACUGAUGUCAUUAACGCCGCCAUGAAGACAUCGGACGAGCACGUGCACACCUCGCGCGAGUUUCACAAGUUUGGGAUAGUGCUCAACAACUUCCUUAGAAUACUGGGCAUCGCUGCUUUUACCAUUGUUUUAAUUAUAUCGUGGGCACGAUGAGGCGAUCGGUACUAGACAGAUCGAUCUUUCUCUUCGAGUUAUUCUUUCAUUCUCGUUCAUUUCUUGCUCUCUCUUUCCCUCGAUUUCUCUUUUUACUUGUUCGGUUCUGCUUGUUUUUCUCCUCCUCCUUUCUUUCUUUCUCUUUUUUUAGUACUUCUUGUUCUUCUUUUUCUCUUUUUCAACAUAUCCACAGGACCACAGACCCGCUCAUUGUCAUAACCUCCUUUACUCAAUCAUUCCCUUUCACUUGUAUAUGUGUAGGUCUUCUACCCUGCUCUGACACUCAAGUUUUCCGCAAGACCAGUGCACAUACCUUGGUGUCGACCUGAAUAUUAGAUAAAGGAUAACCUACUUUCGCAAUGUUUGUAACACAACACGGUUCAUACCGAGGGCUGUAACCACGCCUGACUAAACACUACACCAAUAUAAACUGUCUCUGUUGUUUAAAGGCAUGGCAGUUGGAUGUGUUGGUGUUAUUUAGUCGGACUGUUUUUAUGACAACUACGUACAUAGAAAAGGUCGGAUAAACGUUGGACAAUCAUUGAUAACAGAGCCAGCAAUCUCGAUAUAUCAAUGAAGGUUGCGCACAUGGGACUUCAAGCGGAAGAAGUCUGUGCUCUGAAGUAUCCUCCGUGUGUCGAGGACUAUCAUAGACACACUGAUACCAGGUAUUUUUCAGUUAUUAGGUUUACAUUUUAAUGAAUAUUUUAGAGAUUGUCAGUGACCAAUAUACAUGAGGAUGUAUAGUCGGACUUAGUAUAUCAGUUUACCAUUUGGUGUCAGAUCCGUUACGAGACACCAAGGAAGGCAAUUGUAGAAAAGCUCGUGGCCGACAUUCGAAACUUUGGAGUCUGCAAGGCUGAGAAGGGACAGGUCUCGUUGUCAACACGAUCUCGGAAGAAAAUAAUUCAAGAAAAUCUUUCUUCGAUCCACGCAUGGACGUGGACAUGGCAGGAAUCACUUCAUUUGACCUCUGAUCUUUCAAACAACAAUGGAGCUUUAGAUUAACAGCAGCCGUGAGGUAUUCGUGUACAUAGCAUCUGUGAACUAGCAAACAGGGAAAAGAAACCUCAGAUGAAAACUUUGUCUCUACUGAAGGAAACCUGCAUCACUUUUGGAGUAAAUCGACAUAAAAGUGUGCAAUCUGGAGCGGCUUUUUAAAAUCACUGAAGUAAUCAACCUCAAACUUCCUGGUAAUCCUAGGCGGAGUGUACGGCAUAUCUUAAACUGUCUAAUAAACAUAAUUUCAGAAUCCUAUCUUUAAUCACCGCUAGACACAGACAGAAGAGAAGGAAAGGGGACGAAAGCAGAAUAUGUGAGUUUUAUUUCCAAAAGGGAUUGAGACAACUUGACUGUGAUCUCCAGGAACACUGACACUACGGGAAUAGGAGUGAACUGUGAAAUCAGUCCAGUCUUGAAAAUGGUGGCUCUGGUUCGUAGCACUGCUGAUCUGGUUGUCUUCUUCCAUGACAAAAUACAGCAACAACUGCGACAACAACGAGCCCACAACAACAGUUGUGAGAACAUAUCCCGUUCAGCCAAGGAGCAACAUCGCAAGCAUGUUCCCAGAAGGACUACUUCCCCGUGCAGGUUUACUUGACUUCCCGUCUCCAUGACUACGCAGGAUGUACUUAACUCAUGGAGAUGGAAUGUGCCGACGACCCCAAAGAAGGGAGAAAACAACAUCCGGGGUCUGGGAUUAUUAUACCACUGUCACCACAGUGAUGUCACAGGAUCCAUCUGGGCUUGAUGGAGGAGAUUCAUUUUCUAUUGACAGCCUAGCUAUGUCAAGAUGACCUACGAACUUAACUGACAACUUUACAGUGAACUUCUAUUUACGUGUGUGCAGGAUGGACAAGAAUAGGAAAAUGUCGACCCUGACAGCCAGAAUUCUGUUUGGCUGUAUUGUCUUUUGGACAUGUUCAAAGGGAGAGGCAUCGCAGGUCCUUCCAUCCACUUGCUGGGAUCAGAUCCAAAACGUUGUGUUUGGGUGUCCCCCGCGAGAUUUUGAAUAUGACGAAUAUUAUUGGGCAUCUCUCAGCAAGCUGUGCUGCAGAAACUACCCGGGAACAGUCCUACACUGUCAAGAAUCUCCAUCUCUUUUUCUAGCCUGUCUUCAAAGGAUAACAGUAAGUAAAGGACAUCAUCUGAAAUUAGAAAGAAACGCUAGUGGGUACCCUGUGCAGAAUAUCUCUCCUUGCGACGACGGCUAUUUCGAGCCGAAAGACAGACAAUCCGACACUGUACGGUUCCCACAAUGUUCCGAACCAAAGUCGACCUGCAGAGGUAAAGGUCAGAUGUUACUGUGUCGAGGGGGAAACGAGGAGGACGACCUGUGCAUCUGUAGCCAUGACUACACCCCAUAUCCCAACACCACAGAGUGUCAUCGGGGCUUUACUCAAAACAGCGACUGUCGGUGUGUGGACAGUCUGUGUCCAGAUGGAACCCAAAGAUUCUUACAGAACAACAUCGGAAGCUGCAAAAAUGUGGCCACGGAUCACAGUCACGUGUGUUCUCCAAUCAUCGAAGGACUAUCAGCAGAUAGUUCGAUUCCGAGACACGAGGUAACCGAGGACCUCCAUACUGUGAUGACUCCUCCAAAUAAGGACGAUGAUGAUAGAGGAGUGAAGAACGACAAUGACACAAAGAACUUAAACUCAAACAUUCUUAUCGCUGUACUUAUAUCGGGUUUUGUCUUACUCAUUAUUGUUGCUGUCACAGUAUAUUGUGUGUGGUUAAAACAUUCUGGUGACUACACCGUAAUGGAAUCACUACAAUCACCGUAAAUUUAUUCCAAACAUCAAAAUCAUUCAAAGGAAGAUUUCCGUGUGUGGAGGUGUAGAAGUGUAUAAAGUAUGGUUGAUAUUUUUCCACAGUCAAUGAUUAAUGGAUCUGGAAGAUGUAAGAAAUUAUGGUGAACUUCUCUUUCGUGGGUGUUCACAGAGUAAAUGGUGUACCUCCGUGUGUACAUAGAGAAUGAUGAAGAUAUUGGGGAGGUAUUGGAGCGAUUGUUCGAUCCCCAUGCACUAUAUUUAUAUGUUAGAGAGUGGAUGGGUCUGGAGAAUACUAGUUAUAGACUGUGAGCAAGAGUACAUGAUAACUCGACUAAAUUUUACUCCUUUUUGUUGUGUUUAUUGUAUUCAUGCUGAUGGUGCAAAUAGGACGUUAGAGGGCAAGAACGUUAGUGAGGUGGAGAAAGAUGAUGGGCAAAGGGAGAAAGACUGGUGUGUUAAUAUGGAGUGGUUGGGGCAUUUAUCCUGCUUGUUAGUAUGGAGAGGUUGAGGCAAUUGCCCAGUAUGUUAGUAAGAGAGGAUGGUGAAUUUUACCUGAAUGUUAGUAUGAAGAGGUGCAGGAUUUUACUCUGUAUUUUACCAUGGAGAGGGCGAGGCAUUUGUCUGUAUGUUAGUACCCUGUAUGUUAGUAUGAAGAAGAUGUGGACUGUGACUAUGGUGUGAUAAUUGGUAUGUUGGCUUUGCUUAGAUUUGGUUACUUUAAUUGCAGGUAUUGCUGUUCCCAUAUUCCCCAGAGAGUGACAGGAACAAAGAUCUCUUGUAUCUCUCGUAUUUUAUAUCUUGGAUUGUCAAGUUUAAUCCAAUUAUCAAUGCACAGCAAACAAGACACCCAGAACUAACCCUAUAUUAAAACUACAUUCUGUAUAUCCCAUUAAAGGUUUGGACAGCUGGCUGUGAAUCAGUACUGAUAGUAACUGUGUGACAGUUCUAAUAUAAUAAGAGUGGAGUUUUCUGGGGUAAGGAGGAAUCAAAAUGUAAAAGACAUAUUAGGAUAGGAGACAUCAGCAAUAUUAUGUGACCACCUAGUCACUUGUGUUAUUGUCCGCAUUCUUUGUUAAAUGACAUGCAACGAACAUAAAUCACAGAAAAUGUUUUGUGUCCAGACAAAUCACUAAUGACAAAUCUGAAGGUGUGUAUGUCUUUUGACACAGGUUGUGUUUUAUGUCACAUAUCUGCAUGUAUUUUGCAUGGCAAAAAGCAAAUCACAUCCGCUUUUGAAUGAUGAAAUCUUGAACCAAAAGGGCUGACAACUGUAAAGAAACUCAGUGUUACUUUAGAUUUUCAAAUUGUUGUAAUUAUUGUUGUUAAUAAACAACUUGUCCAGCUGUACAGUUCUUUAUUGUGCCUUGCAUCCUUUUCCUGUCAAUGUGUGCGCCUGUGUGUGUGUGUGUGGCCUCUAAGUGUGACUGAAUGUAAUAGUUUCGCUUGACAAUGACAAUGUCUAACUUUAUUAGUCCCCAGUGGGCAAUUUAAACAUGGGAAGAUAAUCAGUUAAUAUGUAUGAAUAGAUAUACAAUAAAUUAAGUUCUAGGCGAAAAAUAUGAACAAGUCAAAAAGAAUAUAAAAAAGGAGUACUGUGAAAAAUAUAAGACGGAAGUAUUGAGGGUCAACAACAAGCAAGAAGCUCCACUGCAACAACAUGGGGAAUGUAUUACAGAGUCUGUUUCACCUAACUUGGCAGCAUAGUCAGCAAAGAGGGAGGUAUAGAUGAAUAUGUAAGAAGCCAAAUAAACAAAGCCAGGCUUGCAUUCCGCACCCUGAAGUCACAAUUCAUCUGAAGUCACCUGUGAUUGAGCACCUGGGCUGCAGAUGACACAAACUAUUUAAGAUGCCUAUUAUUGUUUCUACAGACAGACAUAUCAUGAAUAGCAUUUACCUGAACUUAAUAACACAAAUAUUUAUACAGUGUGUUCAGAAUGAGCAACUUGGUAUCGUCAACACCCUUCCCUUUGUAGUGGGUACCUGCAAAUUAUAGUGGGUUCAAUUUACUCUCUAUUGAUGUUAAGAUUAUUGACAGUUUUCUAAACAGCGUGCAUCUUGAUGCUGAGUUUGGGGCUAAUAUCUGCAGCCACUUUUUUAUUUUUACUUAUUUUGUUGUGAUGUGAUCUAUGACAGGAUCAUAUUUGGAUUAAACCUAGUACUAAUUAAUUUAGUGGAACGACUGCAUCACAUUAUGGUUCACGCCAAUAAAUCAAUGGGGGGUAACAAAGUUGGGGUCGGCAGUCUAAGGGAGAUAACUCUCUCAAAAAAAAGAAGGCGAGAACUCGUAAAGUUUUCAUUCGCUCACGGGUGCUCGUAGUAGACAACACAACUAUCAAUAAUCGGAAGAAGAGAUAUCAAAGAUCAGAAAGAUUUAUGGAGACCUUAAGAAACAUGCUUCUUCGAAGACCCUAUAAGAUAGCACCCUGGCUCAGUCAGGAAGAUUGGUAUGGAGCGGCUGGUCCUAGCGAAGAAGACCCAGCCAAUCUGAAGACUUCAAGGGGCUGGGUAAGAGGUUUACCUGAGCUGGCAGUAAGAUUGCCUUAUGGUGGCUCAGUACUUCUACCGGAUUGCGACUUCAAGAAAACUCUCUUUUGGGGAGCCGGAAGCAUGGACUUUGAAAAAUGGAGCAAAAUACUUGAAGGAAAAAAGUCAGAAGUAAGCAGUUCCAAAGUCGAAACAGUGGAGAAGAGAAGUAAAGUAGAAGUUGACAAGGGCAACAAUCACCAGGUGGUUGACAAAGGCGACGAUUUGCUCGCUUUAAAGCUUCAGGUAAGAGACGUUGAAGAUUCACUGAUGUCAGGUCUACCAUUCUCACCCUCAACCAGUGAAGAAUGUGAGGAAAGUGGGCUACAAGAGGCACGUGCUACAGGUUUAUGGGAGCGAGCACUUAAAACAAAACAAAACACCUUUAUUCGGAGAGGAAGGUUCGGCCGCAAGAAAAUUCACCCACCUUUCACGGGCGGCAAGGUACUAAAGAUCGCUGCUUGGAUGUUGUUUGGCCUUUGCAUGGUGGCCCACGCUGAUGGAAAACCCCUUGAUAACGAUGGGAAAUCUUUCUGCCCGAACACCAGUCGGUACAUAGGCGACGUCUAUGAGAAUUGUCGAGAAGGCUUUACAGAGGACAGCCCUUGUUCUUGCGAAGAGUGUCCCUUGGGAGAGAUCCGUGACAAUGACAACAGGUGCGUUCUACUAGGCUCGGAGAAGGCUCCGACACCAGGCUCCACCAGGCUGGAAUCCACUGUAGAUGUCAGUACUAAGCACUCAUUGCCGGUCGACAAAGGGAAUAUGUCCUCAGAUGCAGCCCAUUUCGACAGGAAGCGUCAAGGACUAUGUUUUAUUUUUUGCUCACUAUGUAUUAUGAUUGUUAAUAAUUAUCUGUAAGUGUGACAAACCUUACAGGAAACAUUCUUGUGUUUUUCAUUAUUUGUUAGCUUAACAUUUGUAAUCUUUUUUUCAUCUCCCUUGUCUGCUAUUUAUUUAUUUUAAUGCUGAGCUGUAGUAGCAUGUCGUAUGCAGGGUUUUCUGUGUCUUUGUACAUUAGAAUUUCCGUUUGUAAAACACUUUCUAAAUUGUAAGUGUGACGAACCUUACAGGAAACAUCGUUGUGUUUUUCAUUAUUUUUUUAGCUUAACAUUUGUAAUCCUUUUUCAGCUCACUCUGUCUGCCAUUCCUUUAUUUUAAUGCUGAACUGUAGUAGCAUGCGUCAUGUGCAGGGUUUUCUGUGUCUUUGUACAUUAGAAUUUCCGUUUGUCAAACGCUUUCUAAAUUCUUUUAUGAUUAUUAUCCUCUUCAUGAUUUACUUACUGGUGUUAAUCUAUAUUGGGUUUAAAUCUUAUUGUUUAAUAAAUGUGUGAAUUCUAGCAAAAUAUAUCCUUCAUCUGUUGGCAAGGCUGUGAAAUAUUGGUGUAUAGUAAAAAAUAGCGUUAAUGUUCUAAAAUAUAAAAUAACAUACUACUAUAAUGUACUAAUGUGUUAGAUAUUUGUGGCAUGGCUCACGACAAUUUAUACAGAUGCAGUCACACACAUACAGCCCUAUGUAACACUCUUUUGCAGCUUUUAAAUUACUUUUUCUCCACAAAUAUUUUUCCACAGAUCUGCUAUACUCUCAAUACUAUCCCUACAGCGCAAUGGGUUAAUCUUAUUAUUUAGAACUAGUUUACCAACGAUGUGGCGUCAGGAUCGUGUAACACUAAGAAGCGAUAGUGAUUAUAACGUUUAAACAUUUUAGUAAUUAACUUAUUAUGAUCACUCUUGAGAACGAAUCACAAUGCAAGUUGUAGUGGCUGACACUUUUGUCAUUGCCAUGGGAUGAUUCUGGGAGACAGUGGCUACCCGCUGAGGGACUGGCUUAGUAUCCCCUUUUUUUUAAAUGCAGACACUAGAGCCCAGGAAAGAUUCAAUUGUGCCCAUAGCUCAACAAGGAGCACCAUUGAGAUAACCAAUGGUGUUCUCAAAAAUUGGUUCCAUUUCCUUCAGGCACAACUAAGGUAAAUACUGUCUUUGCUUUGUCAGACUUAAAAUGCACAAGUUUUGCUCGUGGGCUUAUUAGUAUGUGUCCUUACUUCAUGUUGUAAUAUACUGCACUCUUUUGUUUGCAUCAAGGUUUAGAAGUACAUAAACUCCUCCCAUUCAAUAUCCGAUGUUUCUGAAUAUACUUGUAUGACUUCAGAUACAUUCCUGCCAAAGCAACAAAAAUCAUCAUAGGUUUCAUUGUGGUGCCCAAUAUAGUAAGAAGUGUGGGACUUCCUGAUCUGAAUGGCAGCUCUAAUCAGGCCUCUGAUGAGACUUCAGAUGAUGAUAGGAUGACAAGGAUUCAGCAAUAUCAGGAGGACUUGCACGUUUCUGGUGGUCCCCUUGCCCGUUGGUGGAUGUUUUUGAUGACAGCGAAAUGAAAUCGUGGAAGAUCUUAAAUUCGUCCAUUUCUUUCUUAUUUCAUCUUUUUCUUUUUCUGGGAAAGGCUCUUCUUCUCCUUGGUAACCUCCUCGAUUAAGAUUAAUAUUUCGCUGUCAGUGUCACUCCAAUAGGCUCAUCUCCGUUUCAGCCAUGGUGUACAGACGAAUUUCGCGGUUCGGAACCAUCAAUGUAGCGCAGUUUUCAUUGGUGGAAUAUAUGGUUGGCAAGGGAAGCCUUGGAAGCUCCCCGGGGAAAUUUAUUUAUAUUGCUGACAUCGACCGUCGCGCAGACCUUUCCCUGACCCAUUUCUCAGCUAAGCGAGGGUCUGGGGACUCUCAUGCAGCAGGGAUUGAGACAGUGAUUUAGCAAAGACAAAAAACGAGUUAAGCAAGUCAUCUUAAGACCAAAAUUUAUGAUGGCCUAUGCUACGCAGCUCUGUACCCUGCCUAUUGUCCGGGUAGUAAUUAGAAACGAUUGAACACAAAGUAGUCAGCACCGAUUGUACUCCUACCUUCCCUCGCACGGGCGAUACCAUUCAAUUCUGUCGGCCAGAAGAAGCUCCGCCUUUAACCAAACUUAUUUUAUUUGAAACUAUGUGACGUAAGCGCUUGCACGCACGUACGCACGCACCCAGCAGCUAAACAGAUGCUACAUAAAGAGAAGGAACAAUUAACUGGUGACCAGCUAACCGUUGCGCCACCGGACGCACACAUGCAAAUCAAGGUAAAGUUCAAGGGUGAUUGGUCAAAGGCCAGCUAUCUGACCGACCCCUCCCCUAAUCCCACUGCAACACCUCCUGCUCUGAACGAGUUGGGGGAGUGCGUGGAAAAAUGGAGAAAACGAAGGAAUGUUUUCAUCGAUUCACAUCACGGACCUGCAACUCCUAGUGAGGAGUAUUGUCUUCCAAGAAGUUCGGACAUCAUUUACAUAUCACGUGAUAGCACACUGUCGCAUGAUCGCCACCGACGCGGCAGACGAUUGGUUUGUCGGUCGGUUGACUGGCUGGGUCCCCGCGCUCGCAUAGCGAAAGCUGCACCCAAAGGAGAAGUUGCUUCGCUGUCUUCCUGCGCCGUUCAUUGCUAUUAGUGACUUUGCUGGGCAUCUUCUGUCCCUCCAUUGGUUAAUUUUUACUGAAGAACUUUACACGAGAUGGCUAUUAGACCUAGAAUGUCAUUUGCCUUCUUUGGGUCCUGGAUAUGUGAAGAGGAAACUGACAGUCUUUGUCUUCCAUCUGAGUCAUCAAGUGGCAGAGCUCGCGACUCUUUCAGAUUCCCCAAAAUGUUUCGUAACAUUAAAGAGGUCCUAGAAUUGACAACAGACCCGGAUUUUGAGAUGGAUGGGCCCAUGGUUAUAGACAUAAAGCGAGACUCAAAAAGGAUUGAAGUUGUUCCCCGAGACGGGUGGGAUAAGAAAGAAGAAAAGAGUGAUCCUCACAUUGCUGCUGGUCACCCGCCGAGUGAAACAGUCUGUUCCCUGGACGAGCUGAAGAUAGACGAGAGGGAAGAGGAUGACGGAGGGAAGCCGGACUUAAGCUGCACGCAAGAACUGCCCCCACCCUCCAUAGUAGAGCAUGAGGAGUCGGGUAAAGUGUCUGAUGGUUUGUCAGAGCACAGUCGUCAAAACUCCCUUAGUGACCGGCCUACGAAGCGGAGAAGAGCCCACCAUGACCUCAAGACAACAAGACUGCGCUCCUUCGGCAGAAGCCUGGUUGCUUACAUCCUAAUAUUGAGUGGGAUUACAGUUUCUGCAAUGCCAAGUCCACUUCCUUGCAGAACAACUCAAAACUUCCCAAAAGACUGUCUUUCUAAACUUCGCCAACAAGAUCACUGCCCAUGGGACCCCACUGUUCGCAAAAAGUUCAACGACCUAUGCUGCUCUUCUUUGAACCAAACCACGAGCUACCAUUGUCAAGAGCAGCCGAAUUGCAUCAUCCACGCAUGCGUACCGGAAGUAAUGUUGGACCCGGCAAAACCGUUGAGUUAAAAGCUGACAACCUCGGUAACCCGCGCCUCACAUUCGUGGAGUGUACAGAUGGGUAUUAUGAGAAUUCGCAGAGGUCCUCACCAGAAAUAAUUUUCCCACAGUGCCAGAAGCAGAAGACCACGUGCACUAAAGAUGGCGAAAGGCUCCUGAAGGAUGGAGGAACAACAGACGACCACCUGUGCGACUGUCAGCCAAAUUACAGGUACAUGGGCAAUGAUAUUGUCCUGUGCCAGCGAGGGUUCAGUCUGGACAGUCUUUGCGCUUGUGAGCCCUGUGCAGCGGGGCAGAGUCGGGAUGAAAAGAAUAACUGUGUUCACGGGGGCUCAGCAUCCACACCGGGCAAUAUCACACGUCACAGUCCGGUCAGCGUCACUGAACCUACCCGGGGCGAUGUGUCUGUCGACCCAAAGAAGAAAGAAAAAUGUCCUGAAGAGCAGAAGGGUAUGUCACUCACUGUACUUGAAGGAAUCGCUAUCUUUUGCACGGUAGCCUUAGUGGUACUCUCUGUUGCUUCCUGUUGUUGUAAAGGACCUAGGAAUAUGAUUCGUCUGUUUAACGGACUGAAUCUGUAAGCUAUGAUUGUUACUUGUAAGAACCCACACACAUGAAGGCAUUUAUCUGUAUGUCAACACAUACAAUAAUAUGCACUGAUAAUUUGUCUCUGUAUAUCACCCUGCUUUUUUUCAGAUUACUAUUAAAGUGUAAGAAAAUGUUUUUUCAGUGAAGUAAACUGGUUUUGGCCUUGUAAUUUUAGUGGGAGAAAAAGGUUUAGCUCUCUGUGUCCUACCUUUUAUAUUUUCAUGUAGUAAUUUGUUUUUCCAGCUUAGUAAUAGAACUCAACUGUUUUAUUUUGUGAAUGAUAAAUCUUUGAUUUUUCACUGGCGACUAGAAAAUAAUAACCAGUUUUCUUAAUGUUCUACCAAUUGUUGCAUGAUUAGUUUUUUUAAUGUUUCUUUAAAAUCUGCUUGCAUAUAUGUAAUCUGCGCAAUAAAGAAAGGCUUUAAAAAUU
Molecule: messenger RNA, 12521 nt
Organism: Pomacea canaliculata
Lineage: Eukaryota; Metazoa; Mollusca; Gastropoda; Architaenioglossa; Ampullariidae
Exons: 5
Coding region: 7010-8017 (335 amino acids)
Source: RefSeq, a predicted model, not a curated record